This is a messenger RNA of Aspergillus aculeatus ATCC 16872, 1527 nucleotides long. RefSeq lists its product as uncharacterized. Lineage: Eukaryota; Fungi; Ascomycota; Eurotiomycetes; Eurotiales; Aspergillaceae. Bases 1 to 1527 code for a protein of 508 amino acids. The record is from RefSeq and is a predicted model, not a curated record. The transcript is spliced from 2 exons.
AUGCUAAUUCUUAUUCUCAGUCUCUUUUGCACCUACACUCAUGCACUUACCAAGUUCGAUACAAACUGCACCCUUCCCGCGGAGACAGUGAAUUAUGUUUCCGCCCCAAAUACGCGCGGUACCCUUACUAUUCUCUGGGCCAAUCUUCUCACGAUUAUCCUCUGCACCUGGACGGUUCAGCACCCGGACAUUCCCAGGCCGCGAGAGAAUUUCGUGCCCGGCUUCAAUGGCAAGAUCGAGCACUGGAGUCACAAGUACACACGUCAACUUGUGUGGUUCGUGAUUACGAUAAUAGCGCCCGAGGUGCUUCUCGCAAAGCAUGGCUAUGAUCUUUGGGAAGCAAAGAGUGACCUCCACGAGUUGCAAACACGCGCCCAGGAGGAUGAGGUGGAGUGGACAAUCACUCAUUCACUGUUUGCUAAUAUGGGAGGCUUUGUGAUGAGGGUGAACUCAGCAUCAUCUGGACGAAGACCACUAGGAAUGUGUCUCACACGUCCAAGUGAGCCUGAGCCGGUACUACACGAAUUAAGCACCAAUGAGGACGGCCUUCCACAUCCCCUCCCCAUCUUCCCAAGACGAGCGAUCAUGCGGGCCUCAAGAUUAUCAUUGGACAGUAAUUACAGCAUCACGGCUGUACCCCCUCCGGCCCGGCAUUCCACCCGGCACUCCACCGCACGGCUGGGUCACUGCCACUUUCUCAGCGGCCGUGACAUCUUGCAGCUUCGUCGAGAGAACGUUCUCUUUCAAUUGUCCGAUAUUACCGAAAAGGAGCUACAGGACCGGUCGAAAGCCGACUGGCUGUUACGAUUGAUCACGGUUUGGCAGAUCCUUUGGAUGGUUAUCCAGAUAGCUGUGCGGGGUGCAACGCGUCUAGCAGUAGCCCCUUUGGAAAUCGGUGUGGUUGCUUUUGCCUCUUGUGCCGUGGUGACAUACGUGCUCAGCUGGAACAAACCCAAAGGGGUCCAGGUUCCUAUCACAAUUCUCGAGGUUCGAGGCGGAGGCGAGCAAGUUUUCGAGGCUCUUGGUCACGGAGAGUCAGCGUCAAUGACGGAUCUGAGCCAGCAGAGCCGAACAUUCCGGCAACAGAUUGUUUCCCUAGUAUCGCCUGUCUUGGAGACGCUAGUAGCCACGCCUGUAUUCGGGAUAGCAUGCAUACCUGACUUUUUAGCCAUGCCUGUCUUACUUGGGGUGUUGCUCGGAGGUUCCCUAUUCGGCGGAAUUCAUCUCAUUGCGUGGAGGUUUCCUUUUCCUUCGGAUACCGAGCAGUUUUUCUGGAGAUUUGCGGCUGUCUACUGCACCUGUGCUCCACUGGCGAUUACUCUGCCCCGCGUACUCUACUAUCUAUACGACCGGUUCGAAUGCGAUUCUCAGGCUUGGGAACUUUUUUGGAAGCAAGUUUUUCUAGUAUGGCUAUAUCCUGUGGCGAGGGUAUAUCUGCUUGUGGCAAUGUUCCGCACACUGGCCUAUCAGCCGCCGGAUGCAUAUGUCGGGACAUGGGCGGACAUUAUCAUACCAUUCCCUGGUUGA